Phytophthora infestans T30-4 is the source of this 624-nucleotide messenger RNA. RefSeq names its product Rab2 family GTPase, putative. The record is from RefSeq and is a predicted model, not a curated record. The coding region runs from base 1 to 624 and encodes 207 amino acids. The transcript is spliced from 2 exons. Gene Ontology annotation, cellular component: Golgi apparatus. Gene Ontology annotation, molecular function: GTPase activity; GTP binding. NCBI's taxonomy places the organism in Eukaryota, Oomycota, Peronosporomycetes, Peronosporales, Peronosporaceae.
AUGGUGUUCGUGACGCUCAAGUACAUCAUCAUUGGAGACUCGGAGGUGGGCAAGUCGUCGCUGUUGCUGCAGUUCACAGAGCAGCAUUUCCAGCCAAUCCACGACUUGACCAUCGGCGUUGAGUUUGGCGCCAAGUUGCUCGAGGUGGACGGACGUAAAGUCAAACUGGAGAUCUGGGACACAGCAGGUCAGGAGACCUUUCUCUCUAUCACUCGGAGCUACUAUCGGGGAGCGGACGGCGCGCUACUCGUGUACGACGUGAGUCGGAGAGAGAGCUUCGAGCAUUUGGGCCGUUGGCUGCAAGAAUGCCACCAGAACUGCCACAACGACGAAGUGGAGAUCAUGGUGGUCGGUAUGAAGUGCGACGUAUCGGAGAAAGAACGCGAGGUCACUGAGGAGGAGGGACGCAACUGGGCAGAAGCCCACGGUCUUUAUUUCAUUGAGGCUUCGGCUAAGACAGCGCUCAACGUCGAGCAGGCAUUUUCACUCACGGCGACAACAAUUCUGCGCAACUUUGACUAUUCGAACCAUCAGAUGCGCAAGGUGUCGGGCGCUAGUCGGGUCUCUAUAGAGUCCAACGUGGACCGGACGCAGACAAAGUCUGAGUGCUGUGGUGGUGGGUAG